UCCCCUUUCUGAACAACAGUCUCUUCGAUUCAGUCCAGCUUGAGACUGACAACCCAACAAAACUCACCAUGAUGCCUAUCUGGGUAUUGAUGUUCCUGGCAGUUGCAGCUGCAGCUCCUCUGGAUGACGAUAAGAUUAUAGGGGGAUAUGAAUGCACCCCUCACUCUCAGCCCUGGCAGGUUUAUUUAACCCAAAAUGGAGACCGCUGGUGUGGGGGUUCACUUAUCUCACCAAGGUGGAUUAUUUCUGCUGCACAUUGCUACGUUCCACCCAAGACCAUGGUUGCUCACCUUGGAGAACAUGACCUUAAUAAGAAGGAGACAACUGAGCAGCACAUCCAAGUGGAGAACAUCUACAUGCACCACGGCUACAAUGAGGAUACUUAUGACAAUGAUAUCAUGUUGGUUAAACUAGCGGAACCUGCUCAGUAUAAUCAGUAUGUACAGCCCAUCCCAGUGGCAAGAAGCUGCCCGAAAGCGGCUACUGAGUGCCUUGUGUCUGGCUAUGGAAAUCUGCUUGCGUAUGGUGUGAAGUACGCUGAUCAAUUGCAGUGUCUAGAUCUGCCCAUUCUGUCUGAAUCCAGCUGUAAGGCUUCAUAUCCCAAGAAGAUUUCUGAGAACAUGUUCUGUGCCGGCUUCCUGGAAGGUGGAAAGGAUUCAUGCCAGAAGAACAUGUCAUGCAAAACAAGAUUAGAAUUGAUCACAUCGCUAAGCACCAUUAUUUUGUAUGGUGGUGACUCUGGUGGACCUCUGAUUUGCAAUGGAGAACUCUAUGGAGUGGUCUCAUGGGGAUGGUACUGUGCCAGGAAGGAUCUUCCAGGAGUUUAUGCUAAAGUCUGUAACUAUCUAGACUGGAUACAGGACAUUACAAAUAACAACUAAACACAAACCCUUCAGACUCAUACACAGUAUAUAGAAGUGAUUGUAUACCAUAGCGAGCAAUGACUCUUCUGCUGCAGCUGAACAACAUCUCUCAACAUCCUGAACCAAUAGGAAUUAUUCAUAUGUUAAAAAAAUGUGUGUAUUACUGUAUAUGCAGCCAACAAUGGUGGUUACAUUUGUUGUUCUAUGGGUUAUAUGUCACCAACAAUUAAAUGAACUUGAGGCAUCAA
Messenger RNA from Xenopus laevis (African clawed frog), 1111 nucleotides. It is a transcript of the gene prss3.S, whose product is annotated as serine protease 3 S homeolog. Lineage: Eukaryota; Metazoa; Chordata; Amphibia; Anura; Pipidae. Gene Ontology annotation, molecular function: peptidase activity; serine-type endopeptidase activity; hydrolase activity. Gene Ontology annotation, biological process: proteolysis. The transcript has 6 exons. The record is from RefSeq and is a predicted model, not a curated record. Bases 69 to 881 code for a protein of 270 amino acids.